AUGGAAUUUAACCCCAGCAACCUGACUACGGAGCGUGAAGGGGCCACCGUCACCCUUUCGCAAGCGCACCUCGCCUACGAUACGGCCCUAUGGGACUACCAAUAUGAAGAAAUGGUGAUGGCGGUGAUCUUGAAGCGGCUCCCCGGGCUGCGUGUGAUUGAGGAGCAGGCCGUGCUCGGGUUGUGGACGGAGAAGGACGAGAUUCGGCACGCCAACGAGAAGCCGAUGACAGCUCCGCCGUCGAAAGUGCCAGAUGGCGAUUGCAAGCCGGUCGUUGGAGCGCUACGACGGGAGAAUUGUUCGUCGGCUCGCGCACCUGGCAAAGAAGAGGUCGAGGACAUCUACAAGGACUACACCUCCGACCAGCUGAAGAAGGUGGUUGACGAGUACUUCGAAAAGACCGAAAGGGAGCUGAAGAAGAAGCUGGACGACGCCGCUGCCACCAUGAAAGCCGCGCAAGAGGCCCAUUCCAAGGAGCUCGGCCGCUGCUAUGCCUUGGCCCAGUAUCAGAUGAAGGAGGCCCGCGCCCUGCGCCGCGCCUAUGAGGAUGAGAAUGGAGAAGGGCCCAACUUUUCCCUUGACCUCCCAGAGGUGGAAGAUGCGGUGCAGUGGGGUUCGCCCUUCGACCUGGCUGUGCACACCAAGCCAAGUCUCCCCCCAUCGCCGUCUUCGGAUGAUGAGGUGGACGAGGAGGGUACUACCGUUUCCCGCCGCCCUUCACAUGCUGAUGCUCCUCCUCAACACCGCUGCUCCUGCUCCAAUGCCAACCGUCGUCACCACUUCUCC
Molecule: messenger RNA, 786 nt
Organism: Mesorhabditis spiculigera
Lineage: Eukaryota; Metazoa; Nematoda; Chromadorea; Rhabditida; Rhabditidae
Source: the annotation of a GenBank genome assembly